Messenger RNA from Strongylocentrotus purpuratus (purple sea urchin), 1155 nucleotides. Its product is annotated as transient receptor potential cation channel subfamily M member-like 2. NCBI's taxonomy places the organism in Eukaryota, Metazoa, Echinodermata, Echinoidea, Camarodonta, Strongylocentrotidae. The transcript has 9 exons. The record is from RefSeq and is a predicted model, not a curated record. Gene Ontology annotation, molecular function: ADP-ribose diphosphatase activity. Bases 1 to 1155 code for a protein of 384 amino acids.
AUGACUAUGAAGCUAGACCAAGUCUUUGACGACGCUGAGAAUCAAAAGGGUAAAGCAGGACCUCUCGGGAUGCAUGGAGGAAAGGGCUUUGAAGAAAGACUAGUCAGAUUGGAAAACGGGAUGGAACGUACCAAUGAUGCCCUGGAUUGGAUUAUCAGUGCUCUUUCAAGUGGCGGUAAUAUGGAGGUCAAAUUGGCACCACCCAAACUCAAGGACAUCCAAAGGAGAGAAGAUUCCGUAGACAUUGCCGAGGAAGUAUCCAGAUUUGAAGUGCCUGUCUCCCUAGAAGCUCUAGGUAUCAUGAUCCAUAAGAAGUCUCGGGCCAGUCCCUAUCCUGGGACUGCCAUGAGAAGAUUCCCUGUUCCAGACGACAAGGUUCCUUGGGAGACCGCUUUCCCGCACUACACACCAGUGCGAUACACUCAUCGGAGUGUAGAGGAUGGUCCCCACUGGGCAGACAUUGAUCUCAUGAGCAUGCCAACGAGCUCACGUUCAGUACUCCUCUUCAAUCAGAUGGAUGUGCAAUGUAAAUACAACAGAAGGAGUCACAUGAAGGCAUACCAAAUCAAAGACGGGCUUCCACUAAAUCCCAAAGGACGUACAGGACUCAGUGGUAGGGGUCUACUAGGAAGAUGGGGUCCGAACCAUGCAGCUGAUCCCAUAGCAACAAGAUGGAAGAGGAAGCCAGAUGAUGGAUCCAUCUUAAUGGAUGAAGACAAGCCAGUCCUAGAGUUCAUUGCUAUACAGAGAGUGGAUAACCAGCAAUGGGCAAUACCCGGUGGUAUGGUCGAGCCAGGUCAUUUGGUCAGCGAGACUCUGAAGAGAGAGUUUGGAGAGGAGGCCCUGGGUGCUCUCAAUAAGACAGAUGAAGAAGCUGCUCGCAUCGGGGAACAUGUCGAGAAGCUCUUCUCAAACGGUGUCGAGGUAUACAAGGGUUAUGUGGACGAUCCAAGGAACACCGAUAACGCCUGGAUGGAGACGGUCGCAAUGAACUUCCAUGAUGAAGAUGGUUCUGGCUUUGGUUCUUUCACUCUUGAGGCUAGCGACGAUGCUCAGAGUGUAAGGUGGCAGCGAGUCAGCUCCAAGAUCCCUCUAUUUGCCAGUCACACAGCCAUGCUCAAGAAGGUAGCCGAGUUACAUAAAGCUGCCUUCUAA